Phytophthora sojae is the source of this 252-nucleotide messenger RNA. RefSeq lists its product as hypothetical. NCBI's taxonomy places the organism in Eukaryota, Oomycota, Peronosporomycetes, Peronosporales, Peronosporaceae. Bases 1 to 252 code for a protein of 83 amino acids. The transcript has 2 exons. The record is from RefSeq and is a predicted model, not a curated record.
AUGUGGGCCCGUCGUACGCUGAGGUCACUCUCCACUGUGUCCACCUGCCGCAACGUAGGCCGCGGCCACCAGUACUGCUGCUGCGGCGACAACGUUAUGAUCGACCAGCGUAUGAGCAAGUUGAACGCGUGGGGCGCUGACGCGCGCACCAAGAUCGCGCAGCAGUCCAAGCAGUCCACGGCUACGUGGAAGAUCAUCAACUCGCACUACAGCACGUACCACCACUACGCCAAGUGCAAAAUGAAGAAGUAG